CACAAAAGGAUACUGGUCCUGUUUAUGCUACUAGCAUACUAACUACAACUCAGCAAGAAAACAAAAAAUAAAAAGUGAUCUGAAUAUUUGUAGUGUAGGGCUGUCGGGUAUGGUAUUGGGGACCUUAAUUUGCCUUUGGUCGUAAGUCAUAAGUCAUACCACUCUUUGAUAUUGCUUUGACACAAUAAGGUUUCAGUCCAACUGCUUCUCUCCUCUCCUCUUCUUCCUCUGCCUCUCUCUCUCUCUAUAUAUUUUAUUUUCCACUUCUUUAUUCUCCAUUUUUUUUUAGUCAAUAUGCUAGUACCCUUCAAUUUUUAAACUGUUCAGAGUUCUUCUCCAGUCUCCAGCUCUGCAUAUAUUAUGGAUAAAUGUUAUAGGGAAGGGAACUGAUCUGAAGGGAGGCAAUAAGAAUUUUCUUUGAUUUCUCCUGCAGGGAUGAUGAAACACACAUUGCUGUUCAACUUCUUUUUCACUUGUUCCAUUUUGGCAUUAGCAAAUUCAGCAGCAUGCAACAACAGCAGUACUGACCAGGCGCUGCUGUUUAAGGCCUUUUCCUCUGUGAAUGGGUUCAAAACCUCAUGGUUUAAACCCCUUCAAUCCUGUUCAUCUAAUGCUUCAUCAUCGUUUACUGAAAUCAAUCUUUCCUCAAGAAAUCUCUCCGGCACCAUCUCAUGGAGAUUCUUAAGAAACUUGUCUCGGAUUCAAGUCAUAGAUCUAUCAAAUAACUCUCUGUCUGGCUCUGUUCCGCCUUGGUUUUGGGGCAUGCCUAGUCUGGUUCAAGUGAAUUUGUCAAUGAACAAACUUGGAGGCACAAUUGGGAUUGGGAAUUCAGAAUCUGCUUCAAUUUCUUCUUCUUCUUCUUCAGGGAUUCAGAAGCUCAAUCUUUCCCAUAACAGGUUCACUAAUUUGGCCUAUCUCCCCAAAUUUUCCAAUCUUACUGUUCUUGACCUAUCUUAUAAUGGCCUAAAUUUUCUACCCCUUUGGUUCAACAACCUUACUGACCUUCAAAGUUUGAGUCUUUCUAGCUGCAAUAUUUCAAGCAAUCCGAAACCCUUUUCAAAUUUGAAGUCCUUGAAGUAUUUGGAUAUCUCCAACAACCAUAUGACCGGAAAUUUCCCUAAAGAUUUCCCUCCUUUGGAUGGCCUAAAGUUUUUGAAUAUCUCAUUCAAUAACUUUACUUUGGCAGCAGACAAGUUGCAGAAGUUUCCGAAAUCCGCAUUUAUUCACGCUGGCAAAGUCGUUGAUUCAAACAGUGGGAAUAGUAGUUCUUCAGAGAUUCGUAUCAAGCCCAAACCACCCACCCCAACUCAUAAACUACCAAAAAAACAGAGCCCAUUAAAUACAGAGGUGAAUCAAAAUCAUCUCCAUAAACACAAGUCGAAAUCGAAAGUUUUGAUCUUGGUCAUUUCCAUUGCUUCAGCAAGCUUAAUCUUGUUUUCUGCUGCGGCCAUCUCAAUUUGCAUUUAUAAAAGAAGGAAAUCAGCUAGGAAACAUGAUAAGUGGGCAAUCUCAAAGCCAAUUCAAUUCGAAUUCAAGUUUGAAAAAUCCGGCCCGUUUUCAUUUGAAACUGAGUCGGGUACUUCAUGGGUGGCUGACAUCAAGGAACCAACUUCAGCACCGGUGAUCAUGUUUGAGAAGCCAUUGUUGAAGCUCACAUUCAAGGAUCUGAUUGCUGCCACGUCACACUUCGGGAAAGAAUCCCUUUUAUCAGAAGGGAAGAGUGGGCCCGUGUACCGAGCUGUACUGCCAGGUGACAUCCACGUGGCGAUCAAGGUCCUGGAGCAUGCUAGGGACCUGGGUCAUGAUGAUGCAGUCGCCAUGUUUGAGGAGCUUUCAAGGCUUAAGCAUCCAAAUCUGCUGCCGAUUUCUGGCUUUUGCAUUGCAGGAAACGAGAAGCUCAUUUUGUACGAGUUUAUGGCCAACGGCGACCUACACCGAUGGUUACACGAGCUUCCGACUGGGGCACCUAAUGUCGAAGAUUGGACCUCCGACACAUGGGAAAUUCAAAACACGUCAUCCUCGACGGUACCCGUUACUUCACCUGAAAAAUUGGAGUGGCACACGCGCCACCGAAUCGCGGUCGGGAUAGCGCGUGGAUUGGCCUAUCUCCACCAUGCGCAGUCCAAACCGGUCGUGCAUGGCCAUUUGGUUCCGUCAAACAUCUUAUUGGCGGAUGAUUUUGAGCCACGGAUUGCUGAUUUCGGUUUGAGUCAAAACCCGGGUGAUAAUGGUGGUUCGACCAGUGAGGAUGUUUAUAAUUUCGGUCUGGUACUGGUCGAAUUGUUAACAAACCAACCCGGUUCAAUCGACACGGUCAAUUUGGUGAGAAGACUAGUGAAAGAAGGUAGAGGAGAACACGCCCUCGACUCGAGACUGAAACUCAACACGGACUCGGUGAAUGAGAUGGUGGAAUGCCUGCGAAUCGGGUACCUAUGCACCGCGGAAGUACCCGGAAAACGGCCUCGGAUGCAACAAGUUUUAGGAUUGCUCAAAGACAUUCAUCCCACUUCAACCGACUUGGUCUAACCAAUAUGACCCAAGAGUUUUGUCAAAAGGGUUGAACCAGGAUGAUCUUUUUUGUGGAUUGGUUAAAUUAAAUGUACAGACAAAAAUUCAAAGUGAAAAAAAGUUGUUUCGGACAAAAUUAGGUGGGUAGCUAAGGCGAGGGAGAGAUAAGAGGACCAGAGAAAUCCCACUUAAUCCUUGUCUGUUCUAUGUUGUCCUCAUAACAUCAUUUUCAUCAAGUCUUUAUUUAUUUCAUUUGUUUUGCUUUUAAUCUCUUUUGUUUUUUUUUUUUCUUUCUUUUAUAGUUUAGCGC
Molecule: messenger RNA, 2818 nt
Organism: Oldenlandia corymbosa var. corymbosa
Lineage: Eukaryota; Viridiplantae; Streptophyta; Magnoliopsida; Gentianales; Rubiaceae
Source: the annotation of a GenBank genome assembly